AUAGUAUUUUUCUAUAUAAAGGGAAAGUUUUUCUAGUUUCUCUUAGCCAUUGCUCAAUUCUUGUUCCUUCUUCCCAAUGGCUAGCACAAAAUCACAGUUUAGUUUCUCUUUGAUUCUCUUUGGUGUAUUUACAUUAGCUACCCUGGAUUUUACAGGUGCUCAAACAGGAGUUUGUUAUGGAAGGCUAGGGAAUGGAUUACCAUCUCCAGCAGAUGUUGUGUCACUAUGCAACCGAAACAACAUUCGGAGGAUGAGAAUAUACGAUCCUCACCAGCCGACUCUCCAAGCGCUCCGAGGCUCCAACAUUGAGGUCACACUAGGUGUCCCGAACACGGACCUUGAAAAUGUCGCUGCUAGCCAAGCCAAUGCAAAUACUUGGAUCCAAAACAAUGUCAAGAACUAUGGUAACGUCAAGUUCAGGUAUAUAGCAGUUGGAAAUGAAGUUAGUCCCCUAAAUGAAAACUCUAAGUAUGUACCUGUCCUUCUCAAUGCUAUAAGGAACAUUCAAACCGCGAUUUCUGGUGCCGGUCUUGGAAACCAGAUCAAAGUUUCCACAGCUAUUGAAACUAACCUUACUACAGACACCUCUCCUCCAUCAAAUGGGAGAUUCAAAGAUGAUGUUCGACGAUUUAUCCAACCUAUCAUCGACUUCCUCAAGACGAAUAGCGCCCCUUUGCUUGUCAACCUUUAUCCUUAUUUUGCAGUAGCAAACAAUCCAGAAAUUAAUCUUGAGUAUGCGCUUUUUACAUCCCCUGACGUUGUUGUCAAUGAUAACGGAAGAGGAUACCGAAACCUUUUUGAUGCCAUCUUAGAUGCCACAUACUCGGCCCUUGAAAAGGCUGGGGGCUCAUCUUUGCAGAUUGUUGUAUCAGAGAGUGGUUGGCCUUCAGCUGGAGCAGGACAGUUAACAUCCAUUGAAAAUGCCAGAACUUAUAACAACAAUUUGAUUCAGCACGUGAAGGGAGGGAGUCCUAAAAGGCCUUCUGGGCCAAUAGAGACCUACGUUUUCGCUCUGUUUGAUGAAGAUCAGAAGAAGAAUGGUGAAAUUGAGAAGCAUUUUGGACUAUUUUCAGCAAACAUGCAACCAAAGUACCAGAUCAGUUUUAACUAGUUAAAAAGAAGAGAGCAUUAAAAGGAAUAAGGACUUUCCUCUGUAUGUAUGUAAUCCUGAAUAACAUUCCAGCUUCAAGAGAAAGUAGCCUAGUGGCAAUAUGUACUGAAAUCAUCAAGCUCAUAAAAAAAAGCAAUUAUUACAAUAAUGAAAUACCUUUCUUUUCA
Messenger RNA from Lycium barbarum (goji berry), 1278 nucleotides. RefSeq names its product glucan endo-1,3-beta-glucosidase, acidic. Gene Ontology annotation, cellular component: plasma membrane. Gene Ontology annotation, biological process: carbohydrate metabolic process. The coding region runs from base 77 to 1111 and encodes 344 amino acids. NCBI's taxonomy places the organism in Eukaryota, Viridiplantae, Streptophyta, Magnoliopsida, Solanales, Solanaceae. The transcript has 2 exons. Gene Ontology annotation, molecular function: hydrolase activity, hydrolyzing O-glycosyl compounds. The record is from RefSeq and is a predicted model, not a curated record.